AGUUUUUGUGUAUGUCUGUACUAGCAGCAAAAUAACCUUUUUUGAAUCACUCGAUUUAAAAAUUGUUUCCUGGUUGCAAGUGAAAUGAGCCCCGUGGUUUUACAAUACGGGGGAACUUGGAUUGGAUAAUGUGUUUCAGAACACUUAAACUUUCCUGUUGUGCAUCACGCCCAAAUAAUUAAUACAGUGAAUACAGAUUAUUUACUUUAAUGGUAUUAUAUAAACAUGACAUCCAUUACAUAUCAGUUUAUUGUUCUGUCCAGUCCACCGAAACGUCUGAACGAAGAACAAUGAUGCCGGGAAGAACAUCUUGUUUGCCAGACAAUCCCUUGGGCUUAUCUUGGCAUGAUAGUGCCUGGAUACCAAUGCUGAAUCAAAGCAACAUCAUGGACUAUUUCUCUGAACGCAGCAAUCCAUUCUUUGAUCGAACUUGCAACAAUGAGAUCGUUAAGAUGCAACGCCUGAAUCCAGAACAACUAAACAAUAUGACUGGGUUGGAGUACAUGCUGCUGCAUGUACAAGAACCUAUUCUGUAUGUCAUCCGAAAACAACAUCGUCAUUCGCCAACACAUGCUACACCUAUUACGGACUAUUACAUCAUUGCUGGGAUUGUGUACCAGGCACCUGACCUCAUCUCUGUCGUCAACUCCAGAUUAAUAUCAGCAGUGCAUCAUCUGCAGUCAGCUUUUGAAGAAGCAAAUUCAUAUUCACGAUAUCACCCUUCCAAAGGUUAUUCAUGGGACUUUAAGGAACGUAAGGUUCCAGAACGUUUGGUGGCAAAGAAAGAAACACAGCGAGAGGAACCAAGUUCACUCUUCCAACGCCAUCGUGUAGACAUGCUUUUGGUAGAACUGACUCGAUUUUUGCUGCUGCACCACCCCAGAAACAGCCUUCUUCAGGUGGCUGUGUUCACUGCAUGGACAAAUUUCAUAAAAGUUGAGGAACCAAAGUCAGAGUCUCGAGAAGUGAAGACAGAGAAACCAGAUACCCCACGUAACAUGAAACCACCACCAGAAAAGAAACCGAGACUGACCUAAUAGUAACAGCAGUUGUAAUCUGUUUUAAAUUGCAUCAUUCGUAACAAUAUUUCAUAGUAAUCUGUAAACCAAACAAUGUAUUUUUAAAGAGUACUGAAUUGUAAUAUAAAAAUUGGCGGCUUGUAGGUAAUCUGUCAUAAUUUUUUUGCAAAGGGGAAAAGUAGGGGUUAGAUAAUUUUAGGUUCCAUGUUUCUCUGGAAGAUGUUUUGAUUUGAGGAGGAGGGAGAUAUGGAAUGGGAAACAUUAUUUUGAAUUCCAUGUUCCUUCAUAAAAAUUAAUUUGAGUCUUUGGGGCGUGGCAGAUCAUUUUUGAUUACAUGUUCAUGCUUAAAGAUAUUAUGAAACAGUUGUUUGUAUGACUAGUACAUAACAUUUUAAAGAUCUCUUAUCACCCAUUACUUUAGAGCCCCAUGUCACAUGGCAUUAGUGUCACUCCCGCUACAUAGCUUUACCUUGGGUACAGAAAUACCAGACUCGUCUCUGGUAUCAUUAAAUGAAAUUUCUUCAGUAUGAAGCUCAAAUAAGAUUGAGGAAUGCUGGUGGAGACCGCGUAACAAACUGGCACUCGGAAAUAACUUGUGAAUCUAAAUAUAAUACUACGUGGACCUCUCUUUAGCAGAGUCUGAUGACAAUUUUUCGUGGUGACUGUGACUGGCUAAUUUAAAGGAUUCAUAAUGUCAAGAACCGACUUGAAUGUUAUUUGUGCUUUCUGUUUUUAAGGCAUUUAUAAUAAAGGCUCUGAAAAAGAGAAAUGCAUUCUACGAAGCAUUAAAAAUGGCUAUUCUUCAUAAAUAUAAAUAUCAGUACUACAGUUCAAUAAAAUUUCCAUCAAAAUUG
Molecule: messenger RNA, 1873 nt
Organism: Zootermopsis nevadensis
Lineage: Eukaryota; Metazoa; Arthropoda; Insecta; Blattodea; Termopsidae
Source: RefSeq, a predicted model, not a curated record